UAUAGUUAUAAUCAGCAGUUAGCUAAUCACUGUUAUUUUAAAUGGCAAAUAGUUUUUCUCAUAUCGAAAACAAAAGUGCCACACCCUAUUUUUUUCAUCGAUGUUGUUAUUAGUGCGAUUUGUUUGUCGUGUCCUCGUAUGUAUUAGGUCUAUGAUUUAUACUGAAUCAUUUUUUCGUUGCAAAAAACUAAAAAGUGUUUAUACUAUUGUAACGUGGCCACGUAGGUACGCACAAAUCACGGCGUAUUUGUUUUAUAUAUCCAUAAGCGUGAAAUCCGCACGAAAGAUUUAUCAUAAUGUUUAGCACAGACUCAAAUAACUUUUGCUCAUAGUGUGUAAUAUAUAAUUUGUGAAACAACUAUUUUCCGGUACAUUUAUUAUCGGCCAAAAAUGCUUAAGUUGAUCUAUUGUAUACGAGUGUAUUAAUAUUAUUAAAAUUAUUCAAUGUAUUAUUACAUUGUUUUAUAGGUAGAGACAGCUGGCCAGUCCGGGAACCAUAAAAUUCGUGAGUUAUUCGUGUUACUAUUUUUAUUAUAACACCUUUUAUAAUAAGUUAUGUGAAACAUUCUUUUGGUGGUGAUUACCAUAUAAAAUAUAAAAUUGAUAGGCCAUAUUCCUAAGCUAAACACCUAAGAUUUACCAUUAUAUACUAUAGACUAUUACUUUGUAUUUAUAGAGGGUAUUGUCUAUAUAGAUUGUAUAUAAAUACAUAUAUUGUGUAUAGUAAUUUGUUUAUACAUGCCAGGCACCUCUAAUAAAAUGAUUUUAAAAUUGAAAGAUUUCAAUAUUAUUAAACAACAACUGUUCAAUUUUCUUAGUAGGUUUUAGUACCUAUAAAGUAGAUUUUAACAUAAUUUGUAUAUUUAUAUUUUCAAAUAUCCAUUUUACAUUUUACGAUUUUAAUUUCUAGCUAGAUUAUAAUUUAAGCGUUUUUCAUACUCCUGAGUACACACGACUGUGCAACACUAAAAUCCAAACGAAAAAGCUACCAAUGAACAAUAUUAUAGACCUGAUAGUUUUUGUUAAUUUUAAUUUUAAUUUUAUUUUGAAUAUAUUAUAUAAAAAAAAUGUCAAUUUCAAUAUUCCUUUUCAUUUCACAAAAGGUUUCAAACAAUUCAUAUUAAUAAUUUUAAUUGACUUCAAACUCAAUUUUAGGAUAAGAUUUUAGACCUAGAUAUUCCAAGUACAGGACGUAUUAUAGUAUUAGCAAUGCAAAAUACGAAUCAAAUUCCGGAAAACAGUCGAUGUGAACAAGCUAAAUAUGAGUAUAAGAAAUCGUCGUAUUCGGAGAUUUAUGAAGUGCUACAAUCCUUAAGGAAAGAUGAGAUUCUUUGUGACAUCAAACUAGAAACAGACGAUGGUGGAGUUAUAUUUGGCCAUAAAGUGGUUCUAGCAUCGGCUAGUCCAUAUUUCCUUGCAAUGUUCACAAAUUUUUCAGAAAAGAAUCAAGAUCAAGUUGCUAUCGGACAGUUGAAAUCUAGUGCACUUCAGCUUUUAAUAGACUUUGUUUAUUCUGGGAAAAUCUCGAUCACUGAACAAAAUGUACAGGAUUUGUUAGCAGCAUCAAAUAUUUUGCAGUUACAAGAAGUCAAAAACGCAUGUUGUAAUUUUCUACAGGCGCAACUAUGUCCCACAAAUGUCAUUGGGAUUAUUGCUAUAGCUGAUUUCCAUGACUGUACAAAAUUGUUAACAAGCUCAGAAUUAUAUUUCAAACAACACUUUUCAGACGUGGUAGAAGAAGAAGAAUUCCUGUCCUUGUCAUCCGAGCAAAUAGUUAAGUUGAUCUCCAGUGAUGAACUGACAGUUCCAUCUGAAGAAAAAGUAUGCAAAAUAUUUGAAAGUGUUAUUCGAUGGGUAAAACAUGAUUUAGAUUCCAGAAAACCGAUUUUACCGCAAUUGAUGGAAUAUGUGCGUUUACCAUUAACAUCGAAAAAUUACAUAUUAAAAAAUGUAGUUGACGAUCCUCUUCUUAAUAAUUGUUUUAAAUGUAAAGAUUACGUAUUUGAAGCAUUACGUUAUCAUUUACAUAAGUCAGAUGAACUUAUCACAAUUCCACAUAACAUCCGGACAAAACCUAGACAGCCUAGUGGUACAUAUAAAGUUAUUUUAGCUGUUGGUGGAGCAGGGAUCAAUAACGAAAUAUUAGAUAGCACAGAAUGGUACGACCCAAAACUCAACCAAUGGCAUUUUGGACCAAAAAUGAUAACAUCACGUUAUGCUGGUGGUCUAGUUGUAGUAAAUGAUAAUUUUGCGUUAUAUUUUGGUGGUGGAAAUUAUGAAUCGACUUUUCAAUCUGCUGAUGCGUUAGAUGUAUCAUCCGAAUCACCUAAAUGGAGACCAACCUACGAAAUGUUAGUUAAACGACAAUGGUUUGGAGUUGGCGUGAUAAAUAAUUAUAUUUAUGCUGUUGGCGGUUAUAAUGAAAGUUGUGAAAGUUGUUUAAAUAGUGCAGAAGUUUUUGACUGCAGAACUCAAAAAUGGAGUAGGAUAUCUAGUAUGUCUUCUAGAAGAUUUUGUAUUGGGCUUGGAGUAAUGAAAAAUCUUUUAUAUGCGGUAAAAUGUUUAUCACUUUAUGAUUUUAAAUUUGUAAUAGGUACAUUUGUUAUAAUUGUGGUCGUAAUAAAUGCAUACCCCUGAGGAUAAUCACCAAAUAAUCCCCUGAAAUAAAAUAUUUUUGAGACUUAAAAUUAAAAUUUAACAUUUAAAUAAUAUAAUAAUUCAAAUAUUUGUU
This is a messenger RNA of Acyrthosiphon pisum (pea aphid), 2731 nucleotides long. Its product is annotated as ring canal kelch homolog. Gene Ontology annotation, molecular function: protein binding. NCBI's taxonomy places the organism in Eukaryota, Metazoa, Arthropoda, Insecta, Hemiptera, Aphididae. The transcript has 8 exons. The coding region runs from base 1210 to 2637 and encodes 475 amino acids. The record is from RefSeq and is a predicted model, not a curated record.